Messenger RNA from Gastrolobium bilobum, 3402 nucleotides. Its product is annotated as homeobox protein HAT3.1. NCBI's taxonomy places the organism in Eukaryota, Viridiplantae, Streptophyta, Magnoliopsida, Fabales, Fabaceae. Gene Ontology annotation, molecular function: chromatin binding; DNA binding. Gene Ontology annotation, biological process: chromatin organization; regulation of DNA-templated transcription. The record is from RefSeq and is a predicted model, not a curated record. The transcript has 9 exons. Gene Ontology annotation, cellular component: nucleus. The coding region runs from base 190 to 3030 and encodes 946 amino acids.
CUAACUGCAUCACAUUCACAUUAGAUCGAAAUCCGACAAACCCUCUCUCUUCUUUAUCUUCUCUGCAUCGCCUUUCCCAUUUGCCUCGGAGAAUACUAUGUUACCGACAACAACGACAACAACAACUUAAUAGCCUUAGCUUCUGACUAUGGUGGUGGAUGCUGUGGUGGUGCAUGUUUCCUCAGACCAAUGACUAGUCCAACUGGAAAUUUAACAAGCCAUAACGACCGUACCGCUGAGAAGAUGGGAACUGAACAAUGUGAAUUUUCUGAAAAAACACCUCGGUUAGGCUCUAAAUGUUUAGACAGCGAACAUAGGGUGCUUGAUACUGUGUUAACCAGAUCUGUUACUGAUGAAAAAUCAAAUCAAGUUUCUUCCAAUUCGACUGAGAAUUCGGUUAUUCUACUGCCUGAACCACCUCAACAUGACUUGGAAAAAACACCUCAGAUAGGUUCUGAAUGUUUAGACAGUGAAGAAAGGGUGCUUGGUACCGUGUCAACCAGUUCGGUUACUGAUGAAAUAUCAAAUGAAGCUCCUGCCUAUGCCACUGAGAAUUCUGUUAUUCUACUGCCUGCACCACCUCAACAUAACCUAGAAAAAACACCUCAGAUAGGCUCUGAAUGUUUAGACAGUGAAGAAAGGGUGAUCGGUAACGUGUUAACCAGUUCUGUUACUGAUGAAAAAUCAAAUCAAGUUUCUGCCACUGUGACUGAGAAUUCUGUUAUUCUAUUGCCUGCACCACCUCAACAUGACUUAGACUGUCAGACUGUAGAAGGUUCAUGCCUUCUACAAAGUACCUUUGAACCAGUUUCUGUUUGUUUGCCUGAUGAUAAAUCAGAAAACAAAUGUCAGUCAUUCUCUCGAAAUGUUCAAAAUGAACCCUUAGAAAUAAGUGAUACAGUAACUAGCUUUGUUGUUGAGGACCAAACGCAAUCCAUUCCUGCCCAAGUGAACAUGAGUUCCGUCAAUGAACUAUUGGAUCCAGCUUCAGGAGAUGUUGGAAAAAAUAUUAGUUCCAACAAUUCAGAAAGAAAGUCUAAAAGCACAACUCAUAUGCAAUUGAAGCACAAGAGUAAAAGAAACUCGAAAUUAUUGAAGAAGUAUAUGCUAAGGUCGUUAGGAACCAGUGAUAGAGCUUUGCGAUCAAGGACAAGAGAAAAACCUAAAGCACCUGAACCAAAUAGUAAUUUAGUUGAUGUUAAUAAUGAUGGAGUGAAGAGGGAAAGUGGGAGGAAGAAGAAAAAGAGAAGAGGGGAGGGAAUUACUGAUCAAUUUUCUAGAAUCAGAGCUCAGUUAAGGUAUUUAUUGAACCGAGUAAGCUAUGAGCAAAGCUUGAUCGAUGCUUAUUCUGGUGAGGGCUGGAAAGGAUACAGUAUGGAAAAAUUAAAGCCUGAAAAGGAGCUUCAACGGGCUAGGUCUGAAAUACUUCGGCGUAAAUUGAAAAUCAGGGAUUUAUUUCAAAAUUUGGAUUCAUUGUGUGCCGAAGGAAGGCUUCCUGAUUCUUUGUUUGACUCUGAGGGAGAGAUUGACAGUGAGGAUAUUUUCUGUGCAAAAUGCCAGUCCAAAGAGUCGGGCACCAAUAAUGAUAUAAUUCUCUGUGAUGGUGCUUGUGAUCGUGGAUUUCACCAGCUCUGUUUGGAUCCUCCAUUGCUAACUGAAGACAUUCCACCUGGCGAUGAGGGUUGGCUAUGCCCAGGAUGUGAUUGCAAAGAUGACUGCAUCGAACUCGUUAAUGACUCCUUAGGAACAAGUCUCUCUCUUAGUGACACCUGGAAGAGGCUUUUUCCUGAAGCAGCUGCUGCUGCUAGAAACAAUAUUGAUAACAUGGGACUUCCUUCUGACGAUUCGGAUGAUGAUGAUUAUAAUCCUAAUGCUCCAGAAGAUGUGGAGGUUGAAGGAGGUGAGCCAAGUUCUGAUGAAUCUGAGUAUGCUUCUGCUUCUGAGAAAUUGGAGGAUUCACGCCAUGAGGAUCAAUACUUGGGCCUUCCUUCAGAAGAUUCCGAGGAUGAUGAUUUUGAUCCUAAUGGUCCAGAUCCUGACAGUAGAGUCAUGGAUGAAAGUUCAAGCUCUGAUUUCACAUCUGACUCUGAAGAUCUUGCUGCUGCAAUUGAGGAUAACAUGUCCCCUGGAGGACAGGAUGAAGAUAUCAUAUCUGCAUCAUUGGAUGAUAUUAAGAACUUUAAAGGUUCUAGCGGACAAAAGUGUAAAGUUGGUAGGAAGCCAUCUAUAGUGGAUGAACUGUCAUCUUUACUAGAGCCAGAUCCUGGCCAAGAGGGCUCCACUCCUGUUUCUGGGAAAAGACAAGUGGAUAGGUUGGACUACAAAAAGCUGUAUGACGAAACAUACCAAAGUGAUACUAGUGAUGAUGAAGAUUGGACUGCCACUGCUAGUCCAAGUAGAAAAAGGACACUCACUGGUAAAGUGACUCCAGUGUCACCAAAUGGAAAUGCCUCAAAUAAUUCUGUACAUACUCCUAGGAGGAAUACCCAUCAGAACAAAGUUGAAAAUACAAACAAUUCACCCCCUAAAUCACUUGAAGGCCCUGGGAAAUCUGGUUCCAGCGAUAAAAAGCCUGGGUCUUCAGCAUACAAAAGACUUGGAGAAGCUGUAGUUCAGAGACUUUACAAAUCUUUUAAAGAAAAUCAGUAUCCAGAUCGAACCACAAAAGAAAGCUUGGCACAAGAACUCGGACUCACUUAUCAGCAGGUUACCAAAUGGUUUGACAAUACUCGUUGGAGCUUCCGGCAUUCAUCACAGAGGGAAACCGUUCCAGGUAGAAAUGCUUCGCAGCAGGCCACAAACAGCAUAGCUGAAAAUAAGGGGGAGUGGGAAUGGGAAGUAGUGUCCCAGGAGGUCAGUGGAGAAAAACCAAAAACCUCAAGCUCUGGAAAAAGAAAGCAUUUGUCCGAACCCCAGGCAUCUGAAGCAGGGCUGGUUGUUGAUGACGCUGCAACGAUGUCUCCUGCUUGCUCAUCAAAAACUCAUGAAAUGCAAAUAGGCAAUAAAAUAAAGACAAGGAAAAGGAAAUAACUCAAGCUUGAUCUUUUCCUAAGGCAGCAAAAUUAAAGUGUCCAUCCUUUUGUGAGAUUGAGAUCCUCUGAGAUGAUCAGCUUGGAUCUCGAUGGAUUUGUUUCCAUUCAGGAAGGUAAUCUCAAAAUGUGUUCCAUUGUUUGUAUUGUUAACAAAAUUAACUUUCUAGAUAUUCAUCUCGGUUGAGUUAGUUUUAGCGUUGCCCCUCACUCAAACACUCAGAAUAGUUGUCAGUUACUAGUUCUAGAAUUUUUUCUUUUAUAUUUAUUUUUUUCCAUUUAGAGAGACCUCAUUCCUUCCUCCAAAUGGUGUUCUUCCUUAACAAUACAAAAAGCAAAAAACAGAUGAAUAUAGGGGAACAAUUUAUUUUUG